Molecule: messenger RNA, 1030 nt
Organism: Xenopus laevis (African clawed frog)
Lineage: Eukaryota; Metazoa; Chordata; Amphibia; Anura; Pipidae
Gene: t2r13.L
Product: taste receptor type 2 member 13
Exons: 1
Coding region: 1-924 (307 amino acids)
Source: RefSeq, a predicted model, not a curated record
AUGGAUUUGGCUCUGCAAGUCAUAGUGUUGUUUCAGUUCUUCCUGGGGAUCACUGUAAAUGGAUUCAUCGUCGGGGUAUUUUUCACGCAGUGGAUAACUGGUGGAAACCUCAAUACCAUUGACACAAUCCUUAUUGUUGUGGGUCUAAUGAGAUUCCUCUGGCAUUGGGUCAUUUCUUUGACCAAUUUAUUGCCUGACAUUGAGUUACCGGUAUCUGCUACUUUUAUUUCUUUUAUCAGCUCUUUAUUAAACUGGAACAGCUUUGGGCUGGUUUCCGUGCUCUACGUCACCUACUGUGUCAAGAUCUCGAACUAUAACAACGCUGUUUUCCUUUACAUCAAGCUCAGGAUCUCCAAAACAUUAAAAUGGCUAACUGUGGCCACUCUGGUGAUUAAUUUGGCUUACAGUGUCAUUUCAGUUCCGUGGGAUGUUGUUUUGUCCCAUCAGAAUAAUUCCGACAUUUUGCUUGGGAACAGCCCAUUUAUCAUUACAGGGAUAACCACGGACUAUAGCUUCGUUCUGUUCUGCAUUGUGUUUUCCAUUUCAUUUGUAAUACGCUUGGCCUCUAUGUUGGCUUUGAUCCACUCUCUCAGGAGGCACAUGCAGCAGAUACAAUGUAGUGGGACCCCCAUACAAAACCCGCAUCUGGCAGCCCAUUUAAGGGUAAUAAAAGUACUGAUAUUAUUUCUGUCCCUUUACAUUAUGUAUUUUACAUCAUUGAUCAUUGGUUCACUUGAUAAGUAUAAAACAAAACGGCUAUCCAUUCCCUAUGUUAUUAUUCUCUGCUUCUACCCCUCUGUCCAUUCCGGGGUCCUGAUCUUCUCCAACAGGAAAUUGAGAAAAGCCGGUCUGGCCAUGUAUCAUAGAUCCAUUAAUUGUGCAAAGACCAGGAAACCAAACACCCAAAUCCAGAACACAGUGUGAAUAUGUUGAGUACGUAUUUGCCUACUGUAACUGUUCAUUAUUGUUUCACGUCUGCCAGUUUGUUUGCCUCUGUCUUUCCUACUGAUGCUAGACGGAGAUUUGAUAC